Messenger RNA from Prorocentrum cordatum, 314 nucleotides. NCBI's taxonomy places the organism in Eukaryota, Dinophyceae, Prorocentrales, Prorocentraceae. The record is from the annotation of a GenBank genome assembly.
GCUGCCGCAGUGUGCUCGCGCCGCCCCCUGCGCUGGCCACCGCGGCUUCGGCGGUCAGCCUUGGCCAGCUUUGCGGGCAGCUGGACGAGCAGUGGCAGGAGGCAGUGCGAGGAUGCGGCUUGCUGCGGGAGCCUGAGGAAGAGCCAGAGCACCGGGAGGCGAGGAGCACGCCUGAGGACCAGACCAGAGGCGCGGCGGAGCCCGUGGAGAGGGCUGGAGGCGCUGGGGACGCCAUCUCGGAGGCGGAGGCCCCGGCAGCGGUCCCGGCGACCCCGGCGGAGGCCCCGUCAGCGGUCCCGGCGGCCCUGGCGGCG